Messenger RNA from Coturnix japonica (Japanese quail), 1591 nucleotides. It is a transcript of the gene TENT5B, whose product is annotated as terminal nucleotidyltransferase 5B. Gene Ontology annotation, molecular function: poly(A) RNA polymerase activity; RNA binding. The record is from RefSeq and is a predicted model, not a curated record. NCBI's taxonomy places the organism in Eukaryota, Metazoa, Chordata, Aves, Galliformes, Phasianidae. Gene Ontology annotation, biological process: mRNA stabilization.
AUAUAAACCCUCGUAGUGGGCGCGGGCAGCGCAGUGCUGAGCUGACGGGCGGCGGGCGGGAGCUGAGCGGAGCGGAUCGGGAUCCUGCAGCGCCCCCCGGGGUCCGCAACCGCCCGCAGCUCCCCCCGCUCCGCACCGGCUCCAUCCAUCCCCCCGUUUAUACCCCAUUAUAUCCCGGUUAUUGCCGUGGUUGUGAUGCUGCCGCCGGAGGUGGUGCCGGGUGGGUCGGCUCGGUUCAGCGUGCUGACAUGGGAACAGCUGCAGAGAUUGGAGCAGAUCCUGGGGGACGCGGUUCCGAUCCACGGCCGGGGGAACUUCCCAACGCUGUCAGUGAGACCCAGAACCAUCGUGCAGGUUGUCCGCAGUCGGCUGGAGAAGAAAGGGAUCGUGGUGCACAACGUGAGGCUGAACGGCUCGGCUGCCAGCCAUGUGCUGCACCAGGACAGCGGGCUGGGCUACAAAGACCUCGACCUCAUCUUCGGGGUGGAUCUGAAGACUGAAGAUGUCUUCCAGCAGGUGAAGGACGUGGUGAUGGAUUGCCUCCUCGACUUCCUCCCCGAGGGGGUCAACAAAGACAAGAUCACCCCCAUGACCCUGAAGGAGGCCUAUGUGCAGAAGUUAGUCAAGGUGUGCAAUGAGACCGACCGCUGGAGCCUCAUCUCCCUGUCCAACAACAGUGGGAAGAACGUGGAGCUCAAGUUCGUGGACUCCCUGAGGAGGCAGUUUGAGUUCAGCGUGGAUUCCUUUCAGAUCAUCCUGGAUUCCCUUCUGCUCUUUGGGGAGUGCUCGGAGAACCCCAUGGCUGAGAACUUCCACCCCACGGUCACCGGGGAGAGCAUGUAUGGGGACUUUGAGGAGGCCAUGGACCACCUGCGCAACAGAGUCAUCGCCACCCGCAACCCGGAGGAGAUCAGAGGGGGGGGGCUCCUGAAGUACUGCAACCUCCUGGUGAGGGGCUUCAAACCCAAAUCCGAGGUGGAUAUGAAGGCUCUGCAGCGCUACAUGUGCUCCAGGUUUUUCAUUGACUUCUCAGACAUCGGCGAGCAGCAGAGGAAGCUGGAGUGUUACCUGCAGAGCCACUUCGUGGGCAUGGAGGACAAACGUUAUGACUAUCUGAUGACUCUGCGCAGAGUUGUAAACGAGAGCACAGUCUGUCUCAUGGGACAUGAGCGAAGACAGACUCUGAACCUCAUUGCCACGCUGGCCGUGAGGGUCCUGGCUGAGCAGAACAUCCUCCCCACUGUCACAAACGUCACCUGCUACUACCAACCAGCCCCAUACGUCAGUGAGAUCAACAUCAACUACUACGUGACCCACGUGCAGCCCUUCCUGCCCUGCAAUCAGUCCUACCCAACGUGGCUGCCCUGUAACUGAGCCGGGAUGAACUUCAAGGGCUGCCCCUCCAGGUGUUCCCUUAUUUGGGGUGGGGGGGAGCCAGGACUGCAACAAAAGGAAACUUCACUCUUGUCCCCCGUCCCCCCCCACAGCCUGUGUUGCUGCUGGGGGUGGUCAGAGCCAGGCCUGCACACUGUGAUGGGACGUGCAGUGCUAUGGGAGCUCGGAUGGGGAGAUGUAUUGUAGGCAAUGGGGA